UGUUUUCGUUUUGUUAUGAUUUAUCGCAAAAAUAUAUGACAGUGAACUAUUUAAAUAUUGAUAAAACUGUGGAAAAGUGAUUACUCUUUAAUUAGCGUCAAACGAGAAGAACGAAAAUAUAAAAAAGGCCAAAAAUACAUUAAGAACAAGUAAUAAACAAAUUUAUUCCACAUACGCAAAAAAGACUAUUGGUAUCGUGGGUGUGCAGAUAGUUGGAUACUUUUUAGGAAGUUGAAGCUACGUCAGAAGUAUGGGCGAAUCGAAGUGUUAUACACUGCUAAGAGAUCCUAGUACAUAUACACCAGAUACAAUUGACUUGAACAAAGAUACAAAGGCGGCUGCAUAUUGGUUCCCUUGCUUUCGUGACUUGGUUGCAAAAUUUGCCACACAGGCAGCCGAAAGUCAAUGUCAAAUUGACGAUACAGCCACAGAACGAGCGGAUAAUUUCCGUAAAUCCUAUUUAGCAAAACUGGACGAAUACCAAAGAAAUACAGAAACAAAUGCGGCCAACAAUGUUGUGCUGGGUAUACGUGAAUUGCUAGAAUUGAAUGAGACGCAAUUGCGUUUAUUUGGUUUUGAUGAUCCAUGGAAACAACAAAAACUAUUAGAAAACACUGCUGCCGUUGCCAACUUAAAAAAGCGGCUGGAAGAAUUAGAUGCCAUCGAUGACAAUGCAGCACGUUGGACAGAGCUGGUACGCGGUGUGCUUGCUGGUAACAUGUUCGAUUGGGGUGCACAAGCUGUUGCGAGUAUAUUGAAUGAGGAUACAAAUUUCGGUUUGCAUGCAGCGCUCGAGCGUAUACAAAAGCGUCCUUGGCUUAUAGAUAACCUGGACGCUUGGUUGCAACGGUUGCGUGGCAAUGCGCAUAAAUGUGCGCUUAUUUUCGUUGACAAUAGUGGCGUAGAUGUUGUGCUAGGCAUGCUGCCAUUCGUGCGUGCACUGCUGCAACGUGGCACCAAAGUGCUAUUAUGUGCAAAUACCGAACCUUCAUUGAAUGAUGUGACAAGCGGGGAGCUGUCCGAACUCUUGGAUAAAUGUUGCAUACAUUGCAGCGUACUCGCAAAAGCAAAGCAAGAGCAAAACUUAUUAGUGUAUGCGAAUGGACAGAGCGGUCCCUGCUUGGAUAUGCGUACAUUACCGAUUGAGUUAUGCGAUGCUAUACAAAAACAUGAGACUGACUUGCUGGUAAUUGAAGGUAUGGGGCGUACGCUGCAUACAAAUCUCUAUGCGAAAUUCAAAUGUGAGACACUUAAACUGGCUGUCAUAAAGAAUAAGUGGCUGGCAGAGCACUUGGGCGGUGAUACCUUUGCAGUUAUAUGCAAAUACGAAGAUGCAAGCUAGUUAAUACCACCUAUGUUAUACUACCGUUUUAUUUGAGAUUAGAUUAUCUAUUUUGGACUACUUGUAUUAAAGAGAUGGCGACGCGUUAUAAUCUUGAAAUGUGCGUGUGUGUUAAACAAAGCCGAAUUAAUCGUUUAUUAUCGUCACGUAUGUAUGUAGUAGAUAUGCCAGAUAAUACGCACUAAUAAACUAAAAUAUGCAUGCAAACAUCAAAACAAGAAAAUGAAAAUUUUCGAUAUGAGAAGAUAUGAUAAUAUUUGUGUCAAUGACCAACUGCUGAAUGAUCUACUAUAAAA
Bactrocera latifrons is the source of this 1638-nucleotide messenger RNA. Its product is annotated as pantothenate kinase 4. Lineage: Eukaryota; Metazoa; Arthropoda; Insecta; Diptera; Tephritidae. Gene Ontology annotation, molecular function: ATP binding; pantothenate kinase activity. The transcript has 2 exons. The record is from RefSeq and is a predicted model, not a curated record. Gene Ontology annotation, biological process: coenzyme A biosynthetic process. The coding region runs from base 251 to 1342 and encodes 363 amino acids. Gene Ontology annotation, cellular component: nucleus; cytosol.